AUGGCAGACAGUGAAGGCAACGUUGACAAUGGAAUGGCCUCCAAGGCUGAGUCCUUGCAGCUAUUCCAAAAAUUAAAGACAAGGCCUGAGAACAAAAUCUGCUUCGACUGCAAACAGAACAAUCCUACCUGGACUUCAGUGCCCUUCGCAAUCUAUCUCUGCCUCGAUUGCUCUUCGAACCACCGAAAUCUAGGUGUACACAUCUCCUUCGUCCGGUCCACGAACCUUGACCAAUGGCAAUGGCGACAACUGAGACUCAUGAAGAUGGGAGGAAAUGAAGCCAUCAAGAAGUAUUUUCAAUCCCACGGAGGAAGCGCUGCUCUGGCUAGCAAGGACUCAAAGACCAAGUAUGGUUCAGCAGUUGCCGAAUCAUAUAAGAAGUAUCUGAACGCACUAGCCGACAAGGAUAUUGCAAAUGGUACAGCAAACCAUGUUGUGGUGACAGACGUGAUGGGCAAUGGCCCGUCUGACGGCGCAUCUACACCAGCUGGCGAGCCUGAAGAUGACUUCUUUUCUUCCUGGGACAAACCAGCUAUCAAGAAGCCCACACCUCCUGUCUCCCGUGCUGCCACGCCUGUUAUUGGACGAACCCCUUCUCCAUUCCUGAACGCCAGUGCCUCGAAUGGAAAUGGCAAUGGAAAUGCACGAGCCGCUUCGCCUCUUGCAGGGGCCGCGGCGCCGAAUGCAAGCCGCACCACUUCAUCCGCUGCGCUGCGCAAAACAACCACUACUGGAACGGGACCUCGCAAGGCAAAUGUGUUGGGAGCUAAGAAGACGAAGCUGGGAGUAAAGAAAGUCACCGGAGAUGUCAUCGAUUUUGAUGCCGCAGAAAAGAAGGCGAAGGAGGAGGCUGAGAGAAUUGAGAAGUUGGGUUACGAUCCAGAUGCGGAGGAAGUUUCUGUGAAGAAGACGAUUACCAAAUCGGCCGACCUUCAGAGCAUCGCAUCUCCGACCCCAUUGAACCCUGGAAGAGCAGGCAGAGACCGCAAUGGCGGGGACGUCGAGAGACUUGGCAUGGGCAUGGGACGUCUUGGAUUUGGACAGGUUGGAGGCUCCAAGCCAGCCGCUGCUGCACAAAAGAAAAUGGGUGGUUUCGGAUCUGUUGGCCCAGUCUCAGCUACGCAAGAAGAUGACGACCAAAAAUACGCUCGUGAAAAGUUCGGUGCACAGAAGGGUAUCUCGUCGGACGAAUUCUUUAACAAGGGAGCUUUUGAUCCUUACGCUCAAUCUGAGGCAAAGAACCGGCUGCAAGGAUUUGAGGGUGCCACAUCCAUCUCAUCAAACGCAUACUUCGGCCGAGCCGAGGAGGAAGAUGCUGGAGAAGAAUAUGGCGAUCUUGAGAGCGCCGCCAAGGACUUUGUCCGCAAGUUCGGUGUCACCGCUGGCGACGAUCUGGAGAAUUUGACUCAAGUACUGGGCGAGGGUGCGAGCAAGCUGCAGGGUGCUAUCAGAAGUUACCUGAACAGCUAG
Molecule: messenger RNA, 1470 nt
Organism: Drepanopeziza brunnea f. sp. 'multigermtubi' MB_m1
Lineage: Eukaryota; Fungi; Ascomycota; Leotiomycetes; Helotiales; Drepanopezizaceae
Biological process (GO): COPI coating of Golgi vesicle
Molecular function (GO): GTPase activator activity
Source: RefSeq, a predicted model, not a curated record